Messenger RNA from Mya arenaria, 708 nucleotides. RefSeq lists its product as uncharacterized. The coding region runs from base 1 to 708 and encodes 235 amino acids. The transcript has 2 exons. The record is from RefSeq and is a predicted model, not a curated record. NCBI's taxonomy places the organism in Eukaryota, Metazoa, Mollusca, Bivalvia, Myida, Myidae. Gene Ontology annotation, molecular function: protein binding.
AUGGAUUUGCUUACACUGUGUUGUCUGAUAUUGACUGUUGGGUGCGCCGUUAGCGGUAAAACAAUAGCUAGUGUUGAAGUUAAUGAUGAAAACGCAGACUCGUAUGAAUCGCUCAAUGCAGUGCUUAAUAAACUUGAUCAAUAUGAGAGGAGGAUUGAAGCAUUAGAACGUGAAAGGGUUUCCGGGCAAGCAGCACGCGCACCUGCAGAUUACAACAACCAUCAGAGACAGGCGAUAUAUCAAGAUGCCAUACACAAGCUGCAAAAGAGAGCAGAUAGUCUCCCCCGUAUCCAAGCCUUCUCCGCCGCUCUGAGCCACGAAAAACUAACGAAUCUUCACUCCGGGUCUACAAUUAUCUACAACACCGCCCUAACCAACGAAGGCGGUGUCUAUAGCAACACAACGGGCAUCUUCACCGCCGCCGUCAGCGGAAUAUACGUGUUUCACUUUACCACGAUGGUGGAACCAUACACUGUGGAAUCUGUCGAGUUGGUUCGUGACGGCCAUAACCUGGCGAGAAGUUACGUGACAGCUAUGGGAGAGUCGCGGACGGUGUCAGCCAGCGCGCUCGUGGUGAAGGAGAUCCGCCAGGGCGAACAAGUUUGGGUGCGCACGUUUACAUCAAGCCAACAUGGCACCGGCGUAGUCCAUGGCAACGGAUAUACGACAUUUUCUGGCUGGAUAAUCGCUUACACAUUAAACAAAUAA